GCGCUUGCGCAUUUUUUUACCAUUUACCUCGAAAGUAGAAAAGAAGUUUAUAGCGCCACCUUUAAUAUGAUUCAUUUGUAUGUUUAGUGUUUUCCUGUCAUUAUACAUGGGGUCCCAAAAUUAUUUUGUAAACACUUGGAGAGUGAACAUCGCAUUCGUAAAUCUUGAUAUGCAUUUUAUACGCAAUAUGCAGUGCCUAACAAAGAAGUUCGAUGUUUUACAUGGUUAAUUCCAUUGAAAGCUAUGUUUAACUUUCAAGGAUAACGAGACAGUAUUUGGAACGCAACUUUCCUUAUUCUUCAAAUUAUACUAUUUUCUUUUUUUAUUUUCACUGACGCAAUGAUCGCGAAAACAUUUCUUAUGGUAUUAUGCAUAACAAGUCUCUUUUACAUUUUUUACGUUUUACGUAAAUUAGUGUAUUUCCUUUCUGAUCCGAAUGAACAUCGGAAAACUUUACUUCUAUCUAUCGAAGAUGGGAAUCUAAAUUUAUCCACAUUAUGGUCAUUAUUAAUAAACUCUUGUUUAUUAAGUAUUUUCAUAUUGCAACAUUCGUUUAUGGCGAAUGCUACAGUGAAAAAUGUUUUAAAAAAGUUAUAUAUUAACGAGAUAGAAAGAAGUUUUUAUAAUACAUGCAGUGCAGCUACUCUUUGUUUAUUACUGGACAAUUGGCAAUUUAUACCGUGGAUUAAUAUUUGGAAUUUAAAUAUAUCUAAUAAUAACAUAUUGUGGUCAAUAUUUAUAUUUAUACAUGUUCUUGGCUGGUGUAUCAUAUAUGGAGGGUGCUUAAUAAUGGAUAUUUCAGAAUUGGUUGGCUUUAGGCAAGUUUAUUAUAAGAUUACAGCAAGGCCUAGUCCUAUGAGUAAAAAAUCUAAAGAGUUACAACGAUAUUAUGCACAUAUGAGACAUCCCAGUUUCAUUGGUUUUCUUAUAAUUUUGUGGAUACAUCCUUUUAUGAGCCUUGACAGAUUUCUAUUGGCUUCAAUAUUUACAAUUUAUAUGUUAUUAAGGUGGGCUAUAGAUAAAGAAGAUUAUCAAUAUCAUGCUCAUGUCCUUAGAUGCAAACAAAGAGAAUGCUUUUUUUAAUAUUUUUGUAUACUAAAAUAGGAAAUGAGCAAGUGCUUUGAGGAUGCUUCAAUUUUAUAUAAGUAGAUGUAAUAUAACUGUAUGUUGAUGUAUGUAUUAAUAUUGUAUUAACUGUGUCUACGUAUUGUAUAUUUAUUUAUUAUAAAACAAAGUAAAAGUUAUAUUAAUUA
Messenger RNA from Vespa velutina, 1253 nucleotides. Its product is annotated as nurim homolog. Bases 340 to 1083 code for a protein of 247 amino acids. Gene Ontology annotation, cellular component: nuclear membrane. NCBI's taxonomy places the organism in Eukaryota, Metazoa, Arthropoda, Insecta, Hymenoptera, Vespidae. The transcript has 4 exons. The record is from RefSeq and is a predicted model, not a curated record.